AUGUCCACCAUUCAGCAGCGUAUCGCGGCGCUGGAGCAGGCUCAAGCUGGACAAAUCGAUAGUCCCGCACCACCGUUUGUAGGAUCGCAACCGACACCAUUCGCAUCACGACCACCUUCAUUUCGGGCCAAAACAAUCAACAACCCUCCGGGCAACGGCCACGGUUCUGUCAUUGAGCGCUCGGUGAUAGGCAAUGAGCCAGCAGCACCCCCUACACCUGCCCCUCGACCGCCAUCAACAACGCCGUCGAUCACCCAGAAACCCAAGGCGCCCCCGCCGCUGCCAACACGGAAAGCUUCCAAUCAGCAACUCGCGCCUGCGCUGCCACCUCGCAGGCCUUCAGUGAAUUCUAUCGAAUCAGCUGCGUCAGAUACGUCCCGGUCAACCGUAUCGACAAGUGCGGCGAGACCUACAGCGGGGCGAUCAUCUUCCUCGAGUGGAUCUGGGAACGUUCGUACGGUGCGCGCACCUCAAUAUGACGAGGCAGAGUUACCUGUCCUUCCUCCGAGAAGAGAAGAUGCGAAAAGUCCCAAGGCGCCUCCACGGCCGAAACCGACAACUACACAGAGCAGAGAGAGUCCACCACCUCCAUUGCCUUCAAUAAGAGAGCCGCCGUCUCUUCCAUCUGCUCGGCCUGCCUUGCCCAUUCGUCGAGCGUCAAGCAACAGCAACCUCAAGACUGGUGAUGCAUCACCUCGGCCGCCCCCGCGGCUCCCCUCGCGAGACGGUCAGGGCCAGUCGCCAAUCGCAGAAGUGGAAGCCAAGCCGGCGAGGAAGCUUCCCCCGCCUCCGCCUUCGGGCUCUGUUCUGGGCAAAUUGCAACAAUCAGGUUUCGGAGGAUUGAACAAGACUGUGCCCUCGGAGACACAGAAUGGAUCACCGCCUCCAAUCCCUAUUACGUCAAGACCAGAGAAGCCGGACCUUUCCAAAUUACUAGCAACUAAACCGCGUGUUCAGCCAACCACUACGACUACGGGUUCAACGGCAAUGUGCUUGAAAUGCCGAGACUUUUCCGGUCCUGACUCGCACGCCGCCAGGUUUCCGCGAGAGACUCUCCCGACACAUGAUCUUGCCUGGCUGGCCCGCGAGCUUACAGCCCCAUUCCCUUCACCGACAGACAAGGCUAGAGCUUUGUUCACCUGGUGUCAUCAUAAUAUUUGCUAUGAUACUGCGGCAUUUUUCAACAAUUGCGUCAAGCCAUCCACACCGGCCAGUACUCUUGCAUCUGGUCUUGCCGUGUGCGAGGGCUACGCGGGGCUCUUUGCAGCCCUCGCAACCCGCGCUGGAUUGGAAGCGAUCGUGAUCUCUGGCCACGGCAAGGGUUACGGCUAUCAGCCACUGGGACCCGGGGCCAGUAUCCCCCCUUACAGCGCGGGCCAUGCAUGGAAUGCAGUGCGGAUCGACAAUGGGCAAUGGAAGUUGAUUGAUGUGUGCUGGGGUGCUGGAGUGGUUCAAGGACCGGGGCAACCAUAUCAGAAACUCUUCAACCCAACCUUGUUCACCAUGACGAAUGAAGAGUUUGGCAUCAAGCACUUCCCGGGGGUUCGAGAACACCAGUUUCGGGACGGUAGGCCAGGGAUGAGCUGGGAGGAGUAUAUCACGAUGGACCCGCAAGUCCCGUUUGGCAUUGAGCAGCCCCGGACUUUCGGCGACCUACAGCGGCAUUUCAUUAACGAACGGAGCUUCUUACCGGCUCUCAAGCAGAUCUCUGUCCACCAGCCGGGACCGCUUCGCUUUCAAUUCAGUCUCAUCUGUGAGCAUUUCACGCUGGAGGGUCACGGAAAGGUCAAGCCUAGCUUGUUUUUGCUAUUGACGCCCGAACCCAUUCUGUUUACCCAUGUCCGGGGCAAUGGAGGCGGGGAUUAUUGGUUCAUUGAUGUCGAUGAUCCCAGGACACUGGGCAGUGCACCGGGCAAGCUGCAAAUCGCUGUGCUGACAGAGUUUGGCGAUCGGAAAGACUGCAGGGGGCUGACAGUCGAAGAGUAUCGUAUGCAAGCUGGUCGGGUUCGUAUGGCGUUCGCGUUUGUUACAGAAUGGGAGUUGGUUUGA
Molecule: messenger RNA, 2049 nt
Organism: Aspergillus thermomutatus
Lineage: Eukaryota; Fungi; Ascomycota; Eurotiomycetes; Eurotiales; Aspergillaceae
Exons: 1
Coding region: 1-2049 (682 amino acids)
Source: RefSeq, a predicted model, not a curated record